This is a messenger RNA of Lodderomyces orthopsilosis Co 90-125, 1647 nucleotides long. RefSeq names its product asparagine--tRNA ligase (gene DED81). The record is from RefSeq and is a predicted model, not a curated record. NCBI's taxonomy places the organism in Eukaryota, Fungi, Ascomycota, Pichiomycetes, Serinales, Debaryomycetaceae. The coding region runs from base 1 to 1647 and encodes 548 amino acids. Gene Ontology annotation, cellular component: cytoplasm. The transcript has a single exon. Gene Ontology annotation, biological process: asparaginyl-tRNA aminoacylation. Gene Ontology annotation, molecular function: nucleic acid binding; ATP binding; asparagine-tRNA ligase activity.
AUGUCAACCACUUACGUCAACGAAAAGACUGGAGUUGAUUCUGCUGAACAACCUGGCUCAGAGUCUCAACCAUACGCAACUCCAGCUUAUGCUUUAUUUGUUAACCCAGAUGCUAAGAUUCUUGUCUACAAGGAAACUGAAGAAGAUAAGACCAAAUUUGCAUACACCGAGAUCUCACCAUCAGCGUUAAAGAAAGCCAAAAAAGGAGCUGAAGGCUUGAAAAAGAAAGCUGAAAAGCAAUCUAAACUUCAAUCCGAAAAAGAGUCAUUGCCAAAGGUUGCUGAUUUGGACUUGACUUCAAUUGAAGAGAACAAAUCCUUACCAGCUGCAAAAAAGAUCAAAUUGAGAUCGAUUCAAGACAGCAUCGGCUCUAGAGUACAAGUCAAUGGUUGGGUACACCGUUUGAGAGUACAAAAGGGUUUGGCUUUCAUAACAUUGAGAGAUGGAACAGGAUACUUACAAUGUGUCUUGACAGGAGAUUUGGCCAAAGCUAGACAAACUCAAGAAUUAACAAUUGAAUCGACAGUUCUGAUCAAGGGUGUUGUUUCCAAGUUACCCGAAGGUAAGACUGCACCAGGGGGAGUUGAAUUGAAAGCCGAUUAUUACGAAAUUGUUGGUUUGGCCCCAAGCGGAGAAGAAGCUUUCACAAAUAAGAUCCAAGAAGGCGCUGACCCUUCGUUGUUGUUAGAUCAACGUCACUUGACAUUAAGAGGAGAAAGUAUCUCUGCUGUGAUGAGAGUCAGAGCCGCAUUCUUACAUGCCAUUAGAGAGUUUUACAAGGAAGAAGGAUUGUUAGAAGUUACCCCACCUUGUAUGGUACAAACUCAAGUUGAAGGUGGAUCAACCUUGUUCAAAAUGGACUACUACGGGGAGGAAGCUUAUUUAACACAAUCAUCACAAUUAUAUUUGGAGACUUGUUUGCCAGCAUUGGGCGAUGUAUACUGUGUUCAAGAAUCAUUCAGAGCUGAGAAGUCACACACCAGAAGACACUUGAGUGAGUACACCCACAUUGAAGCAGAAUUGGCUUUUCUCACCUUUGAUGACUUAUUGAACCACUUGGAAAAAUUGAUCUCAAAGACGGUGCAAAGUGUAUUGGAGGAUCCAGUUACUGGUGAAUUAGUCAAGCAAUUGAACCCUAAGUUUGAAGCUCCAAAAUUGCCUUUCAAAAGAAUGGAAUACAUUGAAGCAUUGGACUGGUUAAACGAAAGAGGUAUUUUGAAUGAUGAGGGUAAGCCAUACUCUUUUGGUGAUGAUAUCGCUGAAGCUCAAGAAAGAAAAAUGGUUGACACAAUUAACCAACCCAUCUUGUUGACCAGAUUUCCAGUGGAGAUCAAAUCUUUUUACAUGCAAAAAUGUCAAGAUGAUUCAAGGGUGACUGAGUCUGUGGAUGUUUUGAUGCCAAACGUUGGUGAAGUUACAGGAGGUAGUAUGAGAACUAUUGACUAUGAUGAAUUGUUAGCUGGAUUCAAGAGAGAAAACAUUGACCCUUCCGCUUAUUACUGGUUCUUGGAUCAACGUCGUUAUGGUACUUGUGAGCAUGGCGGUUACGGUCUCGGUACUGAAAGAAUCUUGGCUUGGCUUUGUGACAGAUUUACUGUAAGGGACUGUUCAUUGUACCCAAGAUUCACCGGUAGAUGCAAGCCAUAG